This is a messenger RNA of Sarcophilus harrisii (Tasmanian devil), 1867 nucleotides long. It is a transcript of the gene MRPS25, whose product is annotated as mitochondrial ribosomal protein S25. Gene Ontology annotation, cellular component: mitochondrion. The coding region runs from base 63 to 584 and encodes 173 amino acids. Gene Ontology annotation, molecular function: structural constituent of ribosome. The record is from RefSeq and is a predicted model, not a curated record. Lineage: Eukaryota; Metazoa; Chordata; Mammalia; Dasyuromorphia; Dasyuridae. The transcript has 4 exons.
AUCUGCGCAGUAGGCGAGAGUGCGCUCCGGUUCACGUUCCCCUCACCGACCCCGCCGCCGCGAUGCCGAUGAAAGGGCGCUUCCCCAUCCGCCGGACCUUGCAGUACCUGAACCAGGGCGACGUCAUAUUUAAGAGCUCGGUCAGGAUCAUGACGGUGAAUUACAACACCCACGGGGAGCUGAGCGAGGGAGCCAGGAAAUUUGUGUUUUUCAACAUUCCUCAGAUUCAGUACAAAAACCCUUGGGUGCAGAUCAUGAUGUUCAAGAACAUGACGCCAUCGCCGUUCCUGCGGUUUUAUUUGGAUUCCGGUGAACAGGUCCUGGUGGACGUGGAGGACAAGAGCAACAAAGAGAUCAUGCAGCACAUCAAAAAGAUCCUGGGGAAAACCGAGGAAGUCCUCAAGAUGGAAGAGCUAGAGAAAAAGAAGCUUUCUCACCCAGCUAAUUUUGGACCCAAAAAGUAUUGCCUGCGGGAAUGUAUUUGUGAAGUAGAAGGACAGGUCCCCUGUCCGGCUGUCGUUCCUUUGCCCAAGGAGAUGACGGGCAAGUACAAAGCUGCUCUGAAAGCCAGUGCCCAAGACUGAGGGCCCACUGUGGAGACUUCGGAUGCCUGGGACAUCCAGGCCGGUGCUGAAAGCCACGGGCCUUAGAGACCAAGUGAGACCAAGGCAGAGAUUCACGCAGUCUCAGCAGCUGGGAAGCUCCGAGACCUCUCCAGAGCCCAGGAAGGCCCAAGCUACCUUGUAUUCCAAAGGACCCAUUUUGGAGACUUGGCACAAGACUAGAGGAAGAAGACAAAACAACAAGGCUGGGGGAUAGAAGAGAAAAGACUUGUUUUGCUAAUAAAACACUGUGUUGCUUCUAAAAAUGUGAUUUCCUAGUUCUCUAAGACAAGGGAACAUUUUUACUAAGAGAUGCAUUUGUUUACUGGGUAGUGACGAUGUAAAAACUGCCUAGAGUUGGUAUCAUCAGGUCUCUAAGCCUCUCUUUGACCCAACUUGAUGUAUUUUGAUGCCAAGUCGUCCCCACCCCCAUAUUCUAGCCUUCAUAACCAUGAGACUGCUGUGUUUUAAGGGCUGCAAGUGAUAAUGGGCUUUCAACAUUUAUGCAACAAUAACAUAAAAGUCUUUAAAGGUAUUGUGUGAAAUUAAGAGAUUUUAAUUGCAGUUAUGGGGAUGAUAAUUUAGUGUCAGCAUUUCAACCUAAAUUUUGUUUUCAUAUCAAGGUGAAUUUAAACUGCAGUCUAUCAAUCAAUUACAUGGUAUUAAAUAUCCCAUACACAACUGUGUGGGAUCAGUUUGCUUUUAAAAGGUCCAGUUCUUUACACUGAGGCAUUAAAACCUAGAAAUAGUUAACAAAGGCUUGAUUCCCUUCUUUCUGGUAACUGGGUACUUGCUUAUAGUUCCUGAGUCCUUCAGGAGAAAGAAACACAGUUGUUAGGAGAACUAGCAGUGACCAACCAGAAUGCAACUGGAAACCUUUGACGUGUCUUAUCACACCAGCAUGGAGUCUAGAAGACCUGAGAUCAGAUCUAAGGUCAGGCACUUACUAGUCCAGCCCUGUGUGGCCCUGGGCAAGGCAAUUGACCUGUUUCCUAAUAAUAGCACCUCUCCCCCAAGGUGUGAGGAUCAAAUGAAAUAAGGGGAAUAAGCAUCCUUAUCACCCAAGCACAGUGUCUGGCACAUAAGAAGUGCUAUAGAAAUAUUGAUGAUUAUUAUGUAGUUAGCUAAAGGUAAGACAGAAAAAGGAAACUAAUAAAGUUAGUGAAACAAAACUAGUAAAAGUACAAUGGGGGACUGGAGCCUGCGGGCGAUAUGAAUAGAGCUAAUGGAAAGAGGAUUGUUUUGAAACAGAUUAAGCUAGAAAA